Molecule: messenger RNA, 3887 nt
Organism: Metopolophium dirhodum (rose-grain aphid)
Lineage: Eukaryota; Metazoa; Arthropoda; Insecta; Hemiptera; Aphididae
Product: pantothenate kinase 3-like
Exons: 10
Coding region: 171-1385 (404 amino acids)
Biological process (GO): coenzyme A biosynthetic process
Cellular component (GO): cytosol; nucleus
Molecular function (GO): pantothenate kinase activity; ATP binding
Source: RefSeq, a predicted model, not a curated record
UGCACUGUUGGAGGCACUAUCAGUUGACAAUGUAUGCGGCAACGCAUAGGGUCGUGUUUCGAUUGUGUUGUUCUAACUGUUAAUUUUAUUCGCAUUUUAUCUGGUAAAAUAAUUAUUCCACUUUGAGAUUCUUAGAAAUUUGGACAAUCAAGUGAAAAAUAGUAUUAACCAUGGGUCCUUAUACUUGUAAAGAGUGUUCAUCUUUGCAAACAAUGGAACAGAGCCACACUACAGUAAUAUCGAAUUCUUUAUCCAAUGGCAUGUCAAUGCACAAGAACCAUUUUAAUGGUACAAUCCCACCUAUGCCAUGGUUUGGAAUGGAUAUAGGCGGUACAUUAUCGAAACUCGUUUUUUUUGAACCAAAAGACUCGAUUACAGCACAAACUGAAGAUGAAACCCAACUCUUGUCCAAUGUUACCAAAUAUUUGACAAAGAAUUCUGCUUAUGGAAAAUCUGGACACAGAGAUGCGCACCAACAGAUGGACAAUGUACAAAUCUGCAAUAGGAUAGGGACGUUGCAUUUCAUCAGAUUUCCAACUAGUGAAAUGAACAAUUUUUUGGAUUUGUCUAAGAAGAAAGGUAUGGCAGCUAGUGUAUCUACAGUUUGUGCUACUGGUGGUGGAGCAUUCAAAUUUGAAGACAUUUUUAAAAAUGAAUUGAAUUUAAAGUUGUGUAAAUGUGAUGAACUGGAUAGCUUGAUUCGUGGCUUAUUAUUUACAGUAGCUUCAAAUAAUAAUGAAUGUUACUUUUGGUCACAAUGUACUGAAGACGAGCAGUGUUCAACACAAGAGUACACAUUCCAGUAUAAUAAAUAUCCGUUUAUUGUUGUAAAUAUAGGUUCUGGUGUAAGCGUAUUGGCAGUUUAUGGUCCAAAUAAUUAUAAGAGAAUAUCUGGAACGAGUAUAGGAGGUGGUACGUUUUUGGGACUAUGUAGUUUGUUGACUGGAUGUAAUACAUUUGAUGAGGCAAUUGAAUUGGCCGCAAAUGGUGAUAAUGUUAAAGUUGAUAAAUUGGUUCGAGAUAUCUAUGGAGGUAGUUACAGUAGAUUUGGGCUGCCUGGAGAACUAGUUGCUAGCAGUUUUGGCCAUAUGAAUUCUAAGGAGAAACGUGCCCAAGUGUCUAGAGAAGAUUUGGCUAGAGCGACCUUAGUUACUAUUACAAACAACAUUGCAUCGAUUGCAAGAAUGUGUGCAUUAAAUGAAAGAAUCGAUAGAGUAUGUUUUGUUGGUAAUUUUCUGCGUGUAAACCCAAUAUCAAUGAAAUUAUUAUCACAUGCUAUGGAUUAUUGGUCAAAUGGUUCACAGAAAGCUAUAUUUUUAAACCAUGAGGGUUACUUUGGUGCAAUUGGAUGUUUGUUGUCAUUUGACGAGAGAUUUAAAGAGUAACAAAAUAUCAUUCAACACAUUCCACGUUGCCAAUCCAUUUCGAUUUCAGCAGGUUGUGUGUACUGUAAGUACAUUAUGAAUAUAUCGUCAUAAUUAUUCAUAUUGUACUGACCCGGAUAGAAAUUAUUAAUUAUUAUUAAUUUAUUUUAUUUUUAAGACAACACAUUGCACAUUAGUAAUUUAUUUUGGUGAUGUGUUUAUUUAUAAUUUAUAAGAUAGAAUAGUAGUUCCAUUGGUAUGAUUAGUUACCUGUCCUACAAAUUUUAUUAUUUAUCCUCCAAAAAUUGUGUUGACGUUCUUUGUUUUAUUAUUGUUUCUAAAAUUAUAUAUAUAUAUAUAUUUAUUUUUUUUUUUUUGUAAAUUUCCACAUAAUUAUGUACAAAUUUCCUAUGAUAAUACAACACAAAAAUACAUGUGAUAAAAUAUCAAAUACAUUUUUUAUCUAUAAUAUUUUUAAUCAGGCUAAAAUUUUGUAUCCAAUUUUUACAAAUGUAAAAUCGUUAAAAUCAUACUAUUGUAUUAUCAUAAUUAUUGUUGUAAUAAAUGAUAUUGAUUAUAUUAUGUUUACAUUUCUAAACUAAUAUUCAACAAACUACUAAUAUAUUCCAAGUGUUAAAUGAAAUCAUGUAUGUUAAAUUUCUAUGAGGGAUGAUAAUUUACCAAGAUAAAUUGUGUUGCAGUUCUAUUAAUAGCAAUAGUGGUUUUAAUAACAUUUCAAGGGGAAAGGUUAAUUUAGUACUAUAGCACAAAAAAAUAUGAUUCCUACUCAUGUCGAUAACUAAAAGCAUACUUCCCUUUUUAUUAUUUUUGUAUACCUUUAUAAUACCUAAAAUCUGCUGUUAAUAUUUUCAUACUAAAAAAAAAAAAACCAUGUUCCAUGGAAAGUCCCAUUGCCCCCAUAAAACCACGGUGGAUUAAUACUAAUACUAUGUUAUUGAUAUGCAAGAAUUUCUUUUGAAUUUUAAUGACUUAUCUUAUUAGAAUCAUUAACUUUGUUAUACUCUAGAUACAUUUUUACUACAAUUUUUGUUUUCAAACAAGUGUAAAUAAAUAUUUGAAUUGUUUAAUGUAUAUAUUAUAUAUUUAUUUUUUUAUGUUUAGAAUAACAAAACAUUUAUAAUAAUUUAUUUUUAACUAAUAUUAGUAAGUGUUUUAAAUCAAAAUUGUAUACAACUGUUUUUCUAAAAUUAAAUUUUAGAUAUUUAUUAAACAGUGUAAUUUAUAAUCAACUAUACAGAUGUUGAUGAUAAAAAAGAAAAAUAUUGUGAAAAUAUAAUACUAUAACAGAAUUAAAGGCAAUUUAAAAUGUAAUAUUUAUUUUUAAAAUAACGUUUUUUACAAUUUUAGUUAUUUUGUUGUAAUUAUUAAGAUACACAGAGUAAUUUUAAAAAUAUUUAGGUAAAUUUUGAUCUUUUUAUACAUAAAAAAUAUUCAUACCAUUACGAUAUGUCAAUAUUUUUUACUUAUAAGUUAAUAAAUAUCCCUAAUAUGGUAUAUGGGUUUAAAAAAUGUAGUUUUCAUCUAUUACAGCAGUCAUAUGCCCAACUUUACCCUGCUUUUUAAGCCAGGCUUUGUACCCAAUCAUUAAAUAGGUUACUGGUGAUGGAUGUAUUCGGAUGUUCCAACACCGGAAUAAAAAAUAAUUUAAACAAAUGUUUGGGUACCAAUAACUGUCAUUAUUCAUUUUAAUACAGGUUAAUAUAUGGGUGUUAAAAUUUGUUCAUGUAUAUUUGAUUCGUACAAUUUUAUUGAUAGACAAUAAUAUGAUAACUAAGAAUAUAUUAUUUCAAAAUGUCAAUUUCGAUUACCUAUUUGAUGUUGCAGCGUUAAUUAUCAUUGUUAAAUUGCACCCACUCACCCGAUUACAAAAUUGAACUGCAAAAAAUACAUGUAAAAAUGCAUAUCAGUAUAUCACAUACAAUUUGUAAAACAAAAAUAUUCAGAUGUAUUAGUUAACCAAGAUGUUUUAUUCGUGUUUCAAUUAAUUACGGGUUUUUGGGUUUUGAGUGUUGGAUUUUUUAAUUAGUUUUAGGGGUGUUACGGGUAGGUACUGAUUAAUUCAGGGACCUAUAAUUCUUCUAAGGAUAGAUUAAUAUAGUACCUGUGAAUGAUGCACAAUGUAAUUGUGAAAAUAAACAUUUUACCUAUAAUAAUAUGGCUACAUUGGUUCAUGAUUUAAAAACCUUAUAAUUAAUCAAAACGAUUUGACAAUUCCAUUAGAUAAUAUGUACCUUUAGUAAAUAAUAAUAUACGUAACGCCGAUCAUUUUAAAGUCCUUACAAAUAACAACAAAAUAACUAAAAACUAAUUUUUCAUUUAUGAUUCUAAUUUUGUCAAAAUGUUAACUUAAAAUGUCUUUACAAUGUGUGCAUAAUACGUAUAUUGGAUAUAUUGAGUGGCGGUUCAAACAACUUAUGAGGAACCUUAAACCUAUUAAUUUUUAAUCCUAAGCUAUUAAAAUUUGAAAUUAUAUUUUUAACCAUUAAAUAAUUUUUAAAUUGU